AUGGGCCGUGAAGAGCAGGUCGAGGAGCGAGAGGUUCUCGACUCCAUCUUCCCGGAAGAAAUCACAGAUGUCUCCGAGACGGAAUACAGAAUAUCCAUCGCCCUAGAUAUCCCCAACCACCCCGAAGAUGAGGAGCCUCCCAAGUUCCUCCUCUCCGUCCGCUACCCGGACGAGUACCCCGACGUCGCGCCCGGCCUCGAGAUCAUGGCCGCCCCCGACGGCGGCGCGACUGAGUUCUUCGACACCGGCGACGACCGCGAGCACCUGCUCGCCAGCGUCGAGGAGACGAUCCAGGAGAACAUCGGCAUGGCCAUGAUUUUCACCAUCGUCUCCGCGCUCAAGGAUGCCGCCGAGCAGCUCGUGCAGGAGCGCAAGGACGCCGUCGCCCGCGCCGAGCAAGAGCGCCGCGACGCCGCCGAGCGCGAGGAGAACAAGAAGUUCCAGGGCACGCCGGUGAACCCGGAGACGUUCCUCAAGUGGCGCGAGGGCUUUCUCAAGGAGAUGGAGGAGCGGCGCGCGCGCGAGGAGGAGGAGCGCCUGGCGGAGCUGAAGAAGGCAAAGGUCAAGGAGGCCGUCAAGCUGACGGGCCGCCAGCUGUGGGAGCGUGGCCUGGUUGGCAAGGUCGACGAGGGCGAUGACGAUGACGAUGCUCCGGUGGAGGAGAUGGAUAAACUAGCAGUCGAGGCAGCAUAA
Cordyceps fumosorosea ARSEF 2679 is the source of this 693-nucleotide messenger RNA. Its product is annotated as Ubiquitin-conjugating enzyme/RWD-like protein. Gene Ontology annotation, biological process: cytoplasmic translation. Lineage: Eukaryota; Fungi; Ascomycota; Sordariomycetes; Hypocreales; Cordycipitaceae. Bases 1 to 693 code for a protein of 230 amino acids. The record is from RefSeq and is a predicted model, not a curated record. Gene Ontology annotation, molecular function: protein binding. The transcript is spliced from 2 exons.